Molecule: messenger RNA, 823 nt
Organism: Xiphophorus couchianus (Monterrey platyfish)
Lineage: Eukaryota; Metazoa; Chordata; Actinopteri; Cyprinodontiformes; Poeciliidae
Product: saxitoxin and tetrodotoxin-binding protein 1-like
Exons: 6
Coding region: 16-654 (212 amino acids)
Source: RefSeq, a predicted model, not a curated record
GUGUGCUGCCUAUAAAUGUCAGGAGUUCCAGCUGCUCCAGAGCAAAGCGUCGACUUGCUGCUGUCCACCAUGACUGUGACACAUUUGGCCGUCGUCCUUGUUUCCCUGCUGUCCUUCAGUGCCGCAGCACCAGCAGAAGACGAAUGCAGCCAGAUGACCAGAACUCUGACAGCUGAACAGAUUGACCAGAUCCUGGGCCGUUGGAUCUUCAUUGAGGGGACAGUUAAAAAUGACUUCUUUGGCCCUGUGCUGGACCACAUUGAAAGCAUGUGGAUGGUGCUGAACAGAACAGCAGACAACCAGACCCUGAUGUUAAACCAGGCAAACCUCCUGGCCGCACAGCAGCAGCCUGAACCAAUGAAUGGACAAUGUCUCCGAAGCGCAGUGAAUGUUACCCUGGUCAGAGGCAAAGACUUGGAGUUUCACAUCCCAGCUGCUGCAUCCUAUCACAGGUUCCUGCACACCUGCUCUGACUGCCUGCUCAUGCACACCUACAACAACGAAAACCAUUUCCAGAUGUUCUACCUGUUUGGCAGGAAUACAACGGUGGCAGCCUCUGAUUUGAACGUCUUCAGGAAACAAGCUGAAUGCCUCCGGUUUCCUCUGCCAUCAAAGUUUCAGUACGACACCAGCAAAGAACUCUGUCCAGCGUAGAGGAUGGAGCAACAGAGCAGCUGCUGCUGAUUAGUUUCCAUGCACCGUCAUUUUACUCACCUGAUGUCUUCAUCUUCUUAGCCCUCCCCUUGAUUGAAACGGGAUACUUAGUAAAUUCAUCAAACACCUUUUAGCUGGACCAUGCACUACUUAUUUGCCAAAUGUUUUU